Molecule: messenger RNA, 1414 nt
Organism: Mustela lutreola (European mink)
Lineage: Eukaryota; Metazoa; Chordata; Mammalia; Carnivora; Mustelidae
Product: testisin-like
Exons: 8
Coding region: 298-1326 (342 amino acids)
Biological process (GO): proteolysis
Molecular function (GO): serine-type endopeptidase activity
Source: RefSeq, a predicted model, not a curated record
GAGGAACGGGGGCAACUGGGGGGGGGGCGGCCAGGACCCCAGGGUCGCCGACAAGCACAACUGCGUGGGUGUACGCAGGGGGUGGGGGACCCAGCCCAAUUUGGGGCUCUGAGCCCAGCGCCAGGAGGCCCGACGUUACCGGACCACGGGUCCCUCCCACCCGGAGAGGUCCGAGGGGGCGGGGGCCGGGAGGUGGGGGCCGGCGUGGCGGGCGCUCCCUUUCCCCCAGGGGGCGCCCGGGUCCGGCCCCCAAGCGGGCGGAAGCAGAGGGGGCGCCACGCGGCGGGAGAGGAGGCCAUGGACGCGCGCCUCGGGGCGCUGCUGCUGGCGCAGCUGCUGGUGCGAGUGGAGCUCGGAGCGCAGGAGUUGGAGGACGAGGACCAGCUGUUUGCAGGUUUCGAGAACUCGUCGUUGCUCACGUGGCCCUGCGGCCAACGAACCGUUUCGACGCGCAUCGUGGGCGGAAAGGACUCGGAGCUGGGGCGCUGGCCGUGGCAGGGCAGCCUGCGCCUCUGGGGCUCCCACCGCUGCGGAGCGAGUCUGCUCAACCGCCGCUGGGUGCUCACGGCCGCACACUGCUUUGAAGACACCGGGUGUCCCCUUCCUCAUCCCAGGCCCGGGUGGCGGUGUACCGUGGGUGGGAGGAGCCACAGUGAUCCGUUUGAGUGGUCCGUGCAGUUCGGCGAGCUGUCUUCCUCACCGUCUAUCUGGAAUCUGCAGGCCUACUACAACCGAUACAGUGUGGAGGAGAUCAUUCUGAGCCCUCUGUAUCUGGGGGCUUCGUCCUAUGACAUCGCUCUGCUGAAGCUGUCCUCCUCCGUCACCUACAAUAAGUACAUCCAGCCCAUCUGUGUUCUGACCUCCUCCUCUGAGUUCCAGAACCGGACCGACUGCUGGGUGACUGGCUGGGGGGACAUCGAAGAAGAACAGGAUCUGCCAUCCCCCUACAUCCUGCAGGAAGUGCAGGUCGGUAUCAUAAACAGUGCCAUCUGUAACUACCUCUACGCACAGCCCGUUUUCCGCUACGACAUCUGGGGAGACAUGAUGUGUGCCGGCACUAUCCAAGGUGGCAAGGACGCCUGCUUUGGUGAUUCAGGCGGACCCUUGGCCUGCGAAAAGAAAGGGCUGUGGAUUCAGGUUGGAAUCGUGAGCUGGGGGUCGGGCUGCGGGAGGCCCAACCGGCCCGGAGUCUACACCAACGUCAGUAGGCACUUCAGAUGGAUGCAGAAGCUGUUGUCCCGCAGCGGCGUUCCCAGGCCAGCCCCCUGCCUGCAGCUACUGCUCCUGGCUCUGCUCGUGCUGGCCUCGCCCCUGCGGAUGGCCUGAGCACACCAGAGUGCCUGGGAGGUGGGGCCAUCUGCUAUGCCAGGCCCCAUCCCCCACUGUCCUUCUGCUAAUAAACACGUUCCGUUCA